Tachyglossus aculeatus (Australian echidna) is the source of this 2762-nucleotide messenger RNA. It is a transcript of the gene CHPF2, whose product is annotated as chondroitin polymerizing factor 2. The record is from RefSeq and is a predicted model, not a curated record. The coding region runs from base 363 to 2654 and encodes 763 amino acids. Gene Ontology annotation, molecular function: glucuronosyl-N-acetylgalactosaminyl-proteoglycan 4-beta-N-acetylgalactosaminyltransferase activity. Gene Ontology annotation, cellular component: Golgi cisterna membrane. NCBI's taxonomy places the organism in Eukaryota, Metazoa, Chordata, Mammalia, Monotremata, Tachyglossidae. The transcript has 4 exons.
AGCUUCUCCAUUCGCUCUCCUUCCUGCCCUGGCAGUCGAGCCGCGACCCCAGCCCCAGGGAACUGGUUGUAUGGCUCAUCGCCGCCUCGUUCCACAGUUUGGAUCCUGCCCUGCUGACGCUUUGGAACCGGGCAGGGCGUCCGGCCAGGAGGGCAUUCGCAAGGAAUUCUAGGGUUCCCAAGCCGUGUUCCCCUUUCUCUCCAGAUUUCCCUGGUAAUGCCGGAGCUGGGCCUUGGGAGCCCUCCAGCCUCGCCCAGCGCUCCGUCCUGGGGAUCCUCCCGGGCUCUGCCGCACCCCUCGGCCCCGACGAUCCCAGAAGGCGCGCCCCCGCUCUGCCCCCGCCGCUCCCAGGCCUCGCCGCCAUGCGCCUGGGGUCCCUCCUGGCCGUGCUCCGGCCGGCGCUGCCCCUCAUCCUGGGACUGUCUCUGGGCUGCAGCCUGAGCCUCCUGCGGGUCUCCUGGAUCCAGGGGGAGAGCGAGGACCCGUGCGUGGAGGAGGUGGCGGAGCCCGGGGGCCCGCGGAACCCCGAUCCCAGGGCCCGGCAGCCUCACGGAGAUGACGACUUCAAGCCCCGCAUCGUCCCCUACUACAGGGACCCCAACAAGCCCUACAAGAAAGUCCUGAGGACCCGCUACAUCCAGACGGAGCUGGGUUCCCGGGAGCGGCUGCUAGUGGCCGUGCUGACGUCCCGGGCGGGCCUGUCCGGCCCGGCGGUGGCGGUGAACCGCACCGUGGGGCACCACUUCCCGCGGCUCCUGUACUUCACGGGGCAGCGGGGGGCUCGGGCACCGGCCGGGAUGCAGGUGGUGUCCCUGGGGGACGAGCGGCCCGCCUGGCUCAUGUCCGAGACCCUGCGGCACCUGCACGCCCACUUCGGGGCCGAGUACGACUGGUUCUUCGUGAUGCAGGACGACACGUACGUGCAGGCCCCGCGGCUGGCCGCCCUAGCCGGCCACCUGAGCAUCAACCAGGACCUGUACCUGGGCCGGGCCGAGGAGUUCAUCGGGGCCGGCGAGCAGGCCCGCUACUGCCACGGCGGCUUUGGCUACCUGCUGUCCCGCAGCCUCCUGCUCCGCCUGAGGCCCCACCUGGACGGCUGCCGCGGGGACAUCCUCAGCGCCCGGCCCGACGAGUGGCUCGGGCGCUGCCUCAUCGACUCCCUGGGCAUCGGCUGCGUCUCCCAGCACCAGGGUCAGCAGUAUCGCUCCUUUGAGCUGGCCAAGAACAGGGAUCCCGAGAAGGAGGGGAGCGCAGCGUUCCUGAGCGCCUUGGCCGUGCACCCUGUGUCCGAGGGGUCCCUGAUGUACCGGCUGCACAAGCGGUUCAGCGCCCUGGAGCUGGACCGGGCCUACGGCGAGAUAGAACAGCUGCAGGCCCAGAUCCGCAACCUGACCCUGCUGACCCCGGAGGGCGAGGCCGGGCUGAGCUGGCCCGUGGGGCUCCCGGCCCCCUUCAGCCCGCGGUCCCGUUUCGAGGUGCUGGGCUGGGACUACUUCACGGAGCAGCACCUCUUCUCCUGCGCCGACGGGGCCCCCAAGUGCCCGCUGCGGGGGGCGGGCCGGGCCGACGUGGGCGACGCGGUGGACACGGCCCUGGAGCAGCUGAACCGGCGCUACCAGCCCCUCCUGCGCUUCCGCAAGCAGCGCCUGCUCAACGGCUACCGCCGCUUCGACCCGGGCCGGGGCAUGGAGUACACGCUGGACCUGCUGCUGGAGGCCGUCACGCAGCGCGGCCACCGCCGGGCCCUGGCCCGCCGGGUCAGCCUGCUGCGCCCGCUGGGACGCGUGGAGAUCCUGCCCAUGCCCUACGUCACCGAGGCCACCCGCGUCCAGCUGGUGCUGCCGCUCUCGCCGGCCGAGGCGGCGGCCGCCCCCGCCUUCCUGCGGGCCUACGCGGCCGGCGUCCUGGAGACCCGCGAGCACGCCCUGCUGACCCUGCUCCUGGUGUACGGGCCGCGCGAGGGGGGCGCGGCCGGGCGGGGGGCGCCGGACCCCUUCGCCGGGGUGCGGGCCGCGGCGGCCGAGCUGGAGCGGCGCCACCCCGGGGCGCGGCCCGCCUGGCUGGCCGUGCGGGCCGAGGCCCCCUCGCAGGUGCGGCUGCUGGACGUGGUGUCCAAGAAGCACCCCGUGGACACGCUCUUCUUCCUCACCACCGUCUGGACGCGGCCGGGCCCCGAGGCCCUGAACCGCUGCCGCAUGAACGCCAUCGCCGGCUGGCAGGCCUUCUUCCCCGUCCACUUCCAGGAGUUCAGCCCGGCCCUGACCCCGCCCCGGCCGGCCGCCCCGGCCCCCGAGCAGGCCCGGCCCGCCCCGGCCGGCGGCCGCUUCGACCGCCAGGCCUCGGCCGAGGGCUGCUUCUACAACUCGGACUACCUGGCGGCCCGGGCGCGGCUGGCGGCCGAGCUGGAGGGCCAGGAGGAGGAGGAGGCCCUGGAGGGGCUGGAGGUCCUGGACGUCUUCCUGCGCUUCUCGGGGCUGCACCUCUUCCGGGCCGUGGAGCCGGGGCUGGUGCAGGCCUUCGCCCCCCGCGACUGCAGCCCGCGCCUCAGCGAGGAGCUUUACCACCGCUGCCGCCUCAGCAACCUCGAGGGCCUGGGGGGUCGGGCCCAGCUGGCCAUGGCCCUGUUCGAGCAGGAGCAGGCCAACAGCACCUAGCCGACCCCCCCCCGGCCGGGGGCGGAUCGGACACGCGGAGGACCCGGGACCUCCUUGGCUUGUUUUUUUGGGGUUUUUUUAACAUUAUAUUAAAAGUUUCUUCGUCCA